Messenger RNA from Didymodactylos carnosus, 639 nucleotides. NCBI's taxonomy places the organism in Eukaryota, Metazoa, Rotifera, Eurotatoria, Philodinida, Philodinidae. The record is from the annotation of a GenBank genome assembly.
AUGAUUACAGGUUGGCGUAGGUUAAUCAAACCUUACGUAUACUCCACCAUUGCUAUUGGUAGCUCAGCGGCCACGGGGGAUUUUAUUUGUCAGUUUUUGGAACACAAAGCUGGCAAGAGAUCCACCAUUCCACUAUACCUAACCAAUCUUCCUUGGUGGGAUGUAAAACGAACCCUAAUCAUGUGUUCCACUGGUAUGCUCGUAACUACACCCUUCUCGUUCACUCUCAUGCGUACCGUCGAACAUGUCUUUCCUGGAAAACAAGCAAAACAAAUUGCUAAAAAGAUGCUCACUAAUUCUCUCAUGGCACCCAUCGGCAUAUCUCUAGCUUUUACAUCGAUCACAUUGAUGAAUGGCAAAACAUUUGAGCAGGCGGAAGAAAAAGUUAUCAAUGAUAUGCCAAAAACAUUUUUAGCUGGGACGUGCUAUUGGCCGUUCAUCUCAUUUAUCAACUUCCGCUUUAUACCACUGGAUUAUAGAGCAUUUAUAGGGAGUUUAGCAGCAGCAGUGUGGAAUGUCUACAUAUCAAGCGUAGCAAAUAAACAACCAAACGAAUCAACGACAGUACUACUACCAACAACGAGGUCGGAUUCGAAUGCUAGGACGAUCAUAGCACAACAGCAAGUGCCUGCGAAUUAA